Oryctolagus cuniculus (rabbit) is the source of this 1473-nucleotide messenger RNA. It is a transcript of the gene C11H20orf96, whose product is annotated as chromosome 11 C20orf96 homolog. Lineage: Eukaryota; Metazoa; Chordata; Mammalia; Lagomorpha; Leporidae. The record is from RefSeq and is a predicted model, not a curated record.
AGACCAAGGCUGCGGGGGAGUACGGGGUCGUUGGGCAGUUAUUUGAGUGGCCCGGGUCACCACGCGAUCCACGCUGAGAAAAGCACUUGGGAGAAGCCUGCUAGGCAUCCCAGAAGAUUAGGGCCUCCCGGACUCACAACUCUUCUUCCAUUUUCCCCCAUGUCGAAUAUCUUCCAGAAACCCAGCCCCUGCGAGACUCCCUCCACCGUCCGCAAGUUCCGGGUUCUGUGGUCCAAGCAGAAGGCCAAGCCACUUACUCUGCCUCCACUCCAGCAAGCUGGCGGUGGUGGCCACAGCAGAAGCAAACUGAAGACUUUCAGUAAGUGCCAGCCAGUGUUGCACCGCAAGCCCACCACCGCGGGGACGCGCCCGCCGAGGAACCCCGCGGACCCAUUUGCGAGGGAGAUGGCAGACGCCAGGAAGAUCCAGGCGCAAAUCCGGCUGACCAGGGCGAUGCUCAGGAACCGGCGGGCCACGCUCCAGGAGCUCGGCAACCAAGAGCGCUACCUCGCCAAGCUCAACGACGAGCUGUUGAGGAUCAUCCAGGACGUGGAGGACAGCACGGCGCUGAACGUGCGGGAGCUGCUGCAUCAGCAGGACACGCUGGCGAACGUGGUCAACAUCCUGGAGUACUCCAACAAGAGGAGGCUGCAGCAGCUCAAGUCCGAGAUUCAGGAGUGGGAAGAGAAGGAAAACCAGAAGAUGAGCUGCCUGGAGCGGCAGGUGCAGCAUCUGGAGGCGCAGAACAAGAAGACCCAGGACCAGGUGAACUUCCUGAGCACGUACAUGGACCACGAGUAUCCCGUCAAGCUGGUCCAGCUCGCCAGCCUCGGGCGCCAGGUGCAGCAAGCCAAGGAUCGCCAGCAGGAUGAGCUGGAUGACUUCAGUGAGCUGCGUAGGAAGGUCCUGGCCUCUGUGUAUGCCAAGAUUCAGGAGAAGCAGCAGAGGAUUUUGAGGGCUGUGGCAGUGAAAACCCAGCGUCCCCACCAAGAGGCUCUGCUGCGGAAGACACAGGAGAGCCAGUUCAUGCAGAAAUUCAUGUGGAGGUUCAGAGACUUCAUUGGGCAGCUGGAGGAGGAGCUACCGGUCCUGAGGCAGGAGGUGGGAGCCCUGCAGGCCCAGGUGUGGGACCCCCGCGAGGUCGUGUUUGCUGAUGUUCUGCUUCGGAGGCCCAAGUGCACCCCAGACAUGGACGUCCUCAUCAACAUGCCCGUGGAGGAGCCGUUACCCUUCUAGACGGCCAUUCCCCCCGAGCUUUCCGCCCAGCCCCAGGUGCCUGGAAUUGUUUCCUUCCCAGACCAGGUCGUCAUUCAGACCCUGGGCCCUGAAGUUCCUCCCUCUGUCCCUCCCUCCGGUCUCGAUCCCUCUCCCUCCCCCUCCCGCAGUCUCCCCUUCCUUUCUGGCUGGGCCUGGGGAGGAGUUCCCAGUGAAACUUGCCAUUCCUUUCUGCCAAUAAAGCUGGACUUGCACCUG